This is a messenger RNA of Entelurus aequoreus (snake pipefish), 1841 nucleotides long. It is a transcript of the gene cd36, whose product is annotated as CD36 molecule (thrombospondin receptor). Gene Ontology annotation, biological process: lipid storage; long-chain fatty acid import into cell; amyloid-beta clearance by cellular catabolic process. Gene Ontology annotation, molecular function: low-density lipoprotein particle receptor activity; low-density lipoprotein particle binding; scavenger receptor activity. The coding region runs from base 208 to 1620 and encodes 470 amino acids. The record is from RefSeq and is a predicted model, not a curated record. NCBI's taxonomy places the organism in Eukaryota, Metazoa, Chordata, Actinopteri, Syngnathiformes, Syngnathidae. The transcript has 12 exons. Gene Ontology annotation, cellular component: caveola; cell surface; cytoplasm.
UCAACCUUUCAACCGUUUAUCGCUGAUAAGGGCGCCUGAACGUUGACCCUUCAAUGACAGGUAUAAGGUUCACACCUGCACCUGGCCCCGUGCACACUGCUGAUGCUGCAGGCUCUGUCCGCGCUCGCUCUCUGCAGCUACACGCCCCGGUGACAGCCAACCCGGAGACAGAGUCAGGCAGACGGAGGCAGGCACACACCCGCUGCCAUGGAGUCCUGCUGUAACGCCAGGUGCGGGCUGAUCGCCGGCGCCGUCAUUGGGGCUGCGGUGGCCCUGUUGGGAGGCAUCCUGAUCCCGGUGGGGAACAACAUCAUCGAGAAGACCGUCAAGAAGGAGGCUGUCAUUGAGCCCGGCACGCCGGCGUACGAAAACUGGGCGUCAUCGCCGGCACCCUUGUACAGGCAGUUCUGGUUCUUUGAGGUGCAAAACCCCCAGGAGGUGGUGGAGCAGGGUGCCCGUCCAGCGCUGGUGGAGAAGGGACCUUAUACCUACAUGGUAGGAUAUUUACCCAAAGCCAACAUCACGUUGAACCCCAAUCACACCGUCUCCUACAAGCUGCCUCAGGAGGCCAUGUUUGCACCUGCGUUGUCCGUGGGAUCGGAGGAAGACAACAUCACCUCGCUCAACUUGGCUGUGGCUGGGGCUUACAAGCUGGUUCCCAAACUGCUGCACCCCAUACUGGAGACCUUGAUCAAGUCCACUAAGUCCUCCUUGUUCCAGCGCCGCACCGUCAAAGAGCUGCUGUGGGGGUACCGAGACCCCAUUUUUAAAGGAGUGGUGGGCCUGUUUACCACUUAUAACGGCACCUAUGACGGCGACUAUAACAUCUUCAGCGGCAAGGACGACAUCACUAAGGUGGGCAUGAUCGACAAUUGGCGAGGGAACAACAGCCUCAGUUUCUGGGACGACAAGUACUGCAACAUGAUCAACGGCACAGCUGCUUCUUCCUUCUCGCCCUUUGUGGACGACAGCAAGCCGCUUUAUUUCUUCUCAGCGGACAUCUGCAGGUCGGUGUCGGCCAUCUACGAGCAGACCAUGGACCUGAAGGGCAUCCCGGUGUAUCGCUUUGGCCUCCCGGACUCCGUUUUUGCCUCGCCCACCGUCAACCCUGAAAACCACUGCUACUGCAAGGAUCUGACGACCACCAAGAACUGCACCAUGGCGGGGGUGCUGGACUUGAGCGCCUGCCAGAACGGAAAACCCGUCUACAUGUCAUUGCCUCACUUCCUGUACGGCAGUCCGUUCCUGCAUGAGGCCAUGCAAGGCCUCCAGCCCAGCAAGGAGCAUCAUUCCACCUUCCUGGACGUGGAACCUAUGACCGGAUUCACCCUGAGGUUUGCCAAGAAGAUCCAGGUGAAUAUGAUGUACGGGCCGUCUAAGGUCAUCACGGUGCUGAAGAAAGUCAAGGACUACACCAUCUUCCCCGUCGUUUGGAUGAACGAGUCGGCGGCGUUGGACGAGGAAACAGCGGACCUGCUCAAGGACAAGCUGAUGGGCAGCAUCAAGCUGCUGGACAUCAUCCAGAAGACGAUGCUCGGCUGCGGCGUAGCCGUCUUUGUCCUUUGCCUUAUCUCGUACUGCGUGGUCAGGAGGAACCACAACAAGACGCGGAUCGUCUGAUUCGAUCCAAAAAGCUGCUGUGGGACAUUUUCAUAUUAACUUGCACUUUUUGUUUUUGAACUUUGACUUAAUUUCAGUGUUAUUGUUUAUGACGUUUAUACUGUGAUUUUUGUAAAAGGCUAAAAACAAUCAGGGAUGUCAAAGAAGAGCGAAGUCAGGGUUUCAAUCCUUUAAAUCUCCACUGCGAAACGUUUUUAUGGUUUGCUUAACUAGUGGCUUCA